Molecule: messenger RNA, 594 nt
Organism: Brassica napus (rape)
Lineage: Eukaryota; Viridiplantae; Streptophyta; Magnoliopsida; Brassicales; Brassicaceae
Product: pentatricopeptide repeat-containing protein At1g77405-like
Exons: 2
Coding region: 1-594 (197 amino acids)
Molecular function (GO): protein binding
Source: RefSeq, a predicted model, not a curated record
AUGGAUCCUAAGAAAGCGUCUCUCGGUUUGCAGAAAGCAACGGAGUUCUUCUUCUGGAUCGAGGCGCACUUGCAGAGACAUGGCGUGUUUGUUCACCAAACGACUUUAAAGGUCUCUGGGAGUUUCUCCGGCGAGUCUCUCGACGGAGGAAGAAGUGUUGUCACCAUGGCGUCUAUAACCUGUUUGAUGAAAUGUCUAGGAGAAGAAGGUUUUGUGAAAGAGGCGUUAGCUAGGAUGAAAGAGUAUCACUGCAAACCCGAUGAUGUUUACGCUUACAAUACAAUCAUCAACGCUCUUUGCAGAGUAGGGAACUUCAAAAAGGCUAGAUUCCUGUUGCAGUUACCGAUAACUGUAGAUAUGGGACGCAUAAGGAGGAGGAUGUGGGAAGCUAAUAGAAUGUUUAGGGAAAUGCUGUUCAGAGUGUUUGCACCUGAUGUGUAUUACAGUGUGACCAAUGAGAUAGAACGUGGGGUUGAGAUGAUGGGUCACGGUGUACCUGUUUCAAGCACGAACACGCCGCUGAUUCACGCUCUUCUUGAGACAAGGAGAGUGGCAGAGGCUCGUGGAGAUGGUGGAGGCCGGGUUGGUUCCUAG